Molecule: messenger RNA, 4167 nt
Organism: Ectocarpus sp. CCAP 1310/34
Lineage: Eukaryota; Phaeophyceae; Ectocarpales; Ectocarpaceae
Source: the annotation of a GenBank genome assembly
AUGCGCAAGGAGGGAUGGGUAGCCUUGUGGGUACGGGGAGAUGGGAAUUGCUGUUGGCGUUCUUUGGCGAAGUGCUUGUGGGAGAGUGAUGAGUACUGGUCGCAACUGAAGCUCGUGGUCCUUGCGUGGGCAGCAGCGCACGCCGAGGAGCUCGUAUCAGAAGGGCGUGUACUGUCCGACUUCUCGCUGCACUUCUCGGAUGACAUCCACGCGGGGUUGGGUUACGCUUACUCAGCCACUUGUGUGGGCGCUGCGCCCUCGGUCGCCCAGACGUCGAGAAUGUUACUUGCUUCUGUAGCAUAUGAUUGUGAGGACACUGUGUGGGGUGGUGACUUUACGUUGCUGCUGGCGUCCCAAGCUCUAAAGAUAACGGUGAAGCUGUUGAGCCCGAACGAUGUGAUGGUGCGUAAACGUGAUGAGUCUUCGGCGACGCCUGGGACAAUUCGCGGUGCGGGAAGGAAAGGCGACAAGGUGGACGACACCCGCCUCUCUCAGACCUUUCUCGCCGAUGACGCAGUGUCCUGUUUGCACAUUCAAGGGGGGGGGCGCAUGGUUGCGGAGGCCACUGUUGUUUUGACGUCCUGUACCGGUCAAGCAAGCGUAGGAGAGCUGGACAACCUCGUCGAGGUGACGAAGUCGACCGCGUGCCCUCGAGGUGUCCACUUCGCUGCGGUCUCGAAGAAGGACCGCUCGACCCCUCCGUUUCCUCUCGUGAGAGCGGCACCCCCGUUAUUCCAAGCGCUGGCGAAGCAAGCGAGAGACGCUGAACGCUUGCGGUUGGAGAUAGUGCAAAUUGCGGAAGCAAGGCGGGUUGAACAGCGCAAGGAGGAGGAGAAGGAGAAUCGACGUAAGGACGACGAUGAAAAGCGUCGCAAGGAAAGUGAGAAUCUUCGGGAGGGGGAAGCGCAGGGUGGUGGCAUGGGGGUAGGGAGAGUGGAAGCCGCGGGAGAGGGAGUGGAAGCAGGCAAGCAGGCGGGCUCAGGCGGAGGUGUGGAGGAAGGAGACGUAACAAAGAGAGGCGAGGGAGAGGGGAAGGGAGAGGGAGCCAACGAAGAGGGGGCCGGGAUGGAGGAUGAGUCGGGCAUGACUGGCGCUGCGGGCGCUGGUCGCCAAACAAGUCUUCAGGCCAAGGAAGAGGAACUCGAGGCCGUGACGAAAAGAGAGGUGGAGGCCAGAUCCAUUGCCAAGAAGUUCAAGGCGAGAUACGUCCGGCUGAAGGCAGAAAGCGCACACGCCCAGUAUCUACGGGACAAGGACGCCCGAAGCGCGCAGAAUGACUACACGGCCGCCUUGACCAUGUUGAAUAGGACCCUAAAGGCAGGUAGAGUCGCCGCAGCGGUUGCACGACGGAAGUACGACAAGGCUGUGGCUGCAACAUCGAGGAUCUCGCGCAGGAUACGAAAGUUGCGCGCUGGCAUACCUGUGGAUGUCAGCUGUGAAGACAACAGCGACUUUGACUUGGACAGCGACUCGAGCACGCGCAGUGGCUGCAUGGGCGACGACUGGUUGAGCACCGACGAACUGUCUUCAGAUGAAGGCACCAAAGAGGAGGUGGAGGCAGCUGUAAAAAAGGCGGUGACAACAGCGACACAGGGUCAUGAAAAGCAGAAGCGCCACGUCCUGGUAUGCAGAGCUGGCGCGAUGGGGGCAAAGCGGACAUACAACACCCUUUUGAAGAUCUCAGACGCCUUGAACAGCAGCACAAGAGAGGACGGAGAGGCUGCCGAGGCCUCCAUCAAUGAGACACAAACGACAAGAACCGCGGCAGUCGAAGCGUGGAAGAAAUACAAGAACGCGGACCGUUCCAUGCAGGAGGAAUACGAAGGUUUCGACACGAUGGACAUCGAUGGCGGGCUGGAAGAUCCCUACGAUUCCACAGGCUGGGCAGAUUGGGACAGUGGAGAAGAGUCAUUGUCCGAUGCGCCCGACAGCGAAGGUGGUGGCCAGGUGGGUAGGCACGUACGAGGACAGGAAUCCCUUGGAGGUCACAUGACCAAGGUCGGUGAAAAAGGCGAUGAAAGGGAAAGCCACGGUCCGGUCAGCCUCGAGACUGGCUUCACGUUCCUUGAGAAAGACAGCGCAGAAGACACGUGGGACUCGGUUGUGCGCAGAGUCGAGAGCGAGCUUCAUCGCCAGGGUUUCAAGGGCAAAACAACGCCGGUCAGGGGCAAAAAGGUCAACCUUGAACACCACGCCGACUGUGAGAUGCAACACGUUGCGAAGAAGCACAAGGAUGACAGCGUGGUACCGCUCGAAGAAUUGGAAAAAUGGGCGGAUGACAUCAAAAGCAUGACCUUAGGCGGUGUCCGACCAUUCACGAUGUACCGGUGCAUUGGGGAGAACAUCAAGCCCCGCAAGCUCGGCACGCGGGGUGUGCGAAAGGUGAGGAACAUGUCAGACAAGGUAUCACGUGGGCGAUGGGCGUCGAAGACGGACGCUCUUGAACUCGUGGCGGAUCUGGAAAGGGGACCAGCGACGGUGAAAUGGGAAUCCGACGCCAACCACGUCUUGCGGUCUAUCAUGUGGGCAUCACCAGAACAAAUCAUGCUCGCGAGAACAUAUGGCGGUAUUGUCAUCCAAGACAACACAUGCCUUAUUAACAGGUACGACUUCAAGCUCUGCUUGUUCGUGGGUGUCGACUCGGAGAACAAGACGGGUAUUUUCGCGCAAGGUUUACUGAGCAACGAGCAGAUAUCAUCGUUUGACUUUGCGAACAGAUUCCUCCUCGAAAUUCGCGGGGGCACCCAAAGUCAUCACCUGCUGCCCACCCCCCCCACCCCCCACCCCCCACAGGUCAUCAUUACAGACGCCGACGCUGCCAUGACGAGUUCGGUUGCUGAACUUAUGCCCCACACCAAGCAUCUGUACAGCUCGUGGCAUAUCUCCAAGAAUUUGAAGAGAAAGUGCGGGGGAGAGGUAUUUGCCGAUGUGAUCAGGCGGUAUACGGCGGCGUCAUUCGCGACAUCGAUGAAGGCAUUCGAACGCAUUUGGAAUAAUCUGAAGGAGGUUGUGGAGGGCACACCCUGCGAGGAGUACAUCAACGGCUACCUAUUCGACCAACGUAAGCACUGGGCACGCUGCUGUCAUCCGACGACCAUGACCCUGGGCAUGACAGCCUCGCAGCGUGUGGAGGGCAGUUUCAGCGUUAUCAAGAACGGUGGUGCCGUCAGGAAGAACUCCACCUUUGGCGCAGUAAGGAAAAGGGUGGAAACUGUUGCUGAGGAUCUCGCGCUGGCAUCAAGAAUGUGGGUGUCCAGGGGGGUAAAAGCGCGUGUUGCCUUGUAUCAUAUUUUCAUACUGAUCCAUUGUAUUGGCAUGUACGGACUCUUGCGUGGUGUUUCGCAUACUGUUGAGCCAGCUUCUUUCACCAUCACCAGCAUCACUGCCGUGCGCUGUUUGUCUCCGUGCAGGCUAAGCACCAAGGCGGGCUCCCUCCGAUUUGCCCACAUGGAGGACGACGUGAAGAAAGCCAUCGAACCCGUCAUGAAAGAAUACGAGAAAGCAGGAGCCAGCACCUACGCUCGACGGGAAAUCAUGGCCGAGAUGGUUGCAAGUGACUCGUAUGACACCACCGUCCUAGUGAAGGGACGAGAGUCAAAACGGUUCCUCGAAGACCUGGCUGCACAGCCAUCCAACAAUGAUGGAAACGGAGAUGUAUGCUGUCAGGUACCCGCUGAUGUCUUCGACGGGAAAAAACAUCCUGACACGUCCAUGUUUGGUACCACGUGUUUGCAAUCAUUUUAUCGGCUUGUUGCCCACGUCGACAUAUAUAUGGGGGAUGCCGUUGUCAAAGUAGUAUACAAACGGCGCAAGGUCGGCCACCUCGUAGUCAUAGGUCCAGACGGCUUUCAGCUGUGUGCGUGUUUGCAGCUCAUGAGGCGGGGGCUGCAGUGUAGGCAUGUCCUUGCCGCACUUGUCACAGAGUUGGAUCGCGCUUCCGAGUUCAAGGGUGAAUUCAUCCACCCUCGGUGGCGUCCUAACAGUGUAGACACGUGGAGCCUAGAUAAGGUAGAGCUAGGUUCGUUUGACGAGGAAGGGAGGACGUCGUACAAGGGAAGGUUUCAAGACCCGCCGCUUCAUUCUUCGAAGAGUAAAAGGCAGACUAGAGUAAAGAAUUUCGACGAGUUGGGAAGGGGCGGCAAGAGGAUCAAGACCGAAAGUCCCUAG